Messenger RNA from Rhinocladiella mackenziei CBS 650.93, 1911 nucleotides. RefSeq lists its product as uncharacterized. The transcript is spliced from 3 exons. The coding region runs from base 1 to 1911 and encodes 636 amino acids. The record is from RefSeq and is a predicted model, not a curated record. NCBI's taxonomy places the organism in Eukaryota, Fungi, Ascomycota, Eurotiomycetes, Chaetothyriales, Herpotrichiellaceae.
AUGACAGGCCAGGGCUCACAUUUUCCUAAAAGAGAUGAACCCGCUGCAAAUACUACCACCUCUCCCCAGAACACUACUUCCGGCUACGUUCCAGAUGCAAAGCGAGCGACCGAAACAUCAUCCACAAGUGGUAUAUCCGGCGAAAGGACUAGCAUAGCCACUAUGGGCGAAACAUCAACGUAUAGCUCCCAUACCUUGCCUGAGGGUGAUGCUGUCGCAAGCGUCGUAGAUCCAACAUCAAUAGAUCUCGCCACCUACCAAAUGCCCGAACAUUCUUAUGGAUCGAGCACCGGUGUCCCUGCGGGAGCAGCAGGAGGAGCGGCGUCGACCACAUCCAAUAAAGACAGGAAUCACAGCACCUCUCAUAUUCCAGGAGCUCUCCCCAAACACGAACCUUCGACAACCGAUUCAGCACGGACCGCUUCUGCUGCGGCCGGUACCUCCAGUACGGCGCCAGCGCAGGAUUCUACAACAGUUCCCCCUUCGGCCUUGACGACAAUCGCAUCCCCUGCCGAUCGACCAGCCGAAAACAGCCGAGCAGAAAAGCCCAAAGUAUCUGAUGUAAAUAUUUCGAAUCAAACACCUACCGCCACUCCAGAUACCACCACUGCGCGAGACUCCGCCGAGCCACCGAAAUCUGGAGUCAUGGCGUGGAUAUUGGAAGCUAUGGGUCUCGGAGCGGUCGCCGGGAGUGCUGGCAUCGUUGCCUCCCAGGCAAGCGAGGAUGAUAAAACUCAAGCGAUGGCGGAUACCCCAGAGCCGCCAACAACCACCACAGGGAUAGAUUCGUACACUGUUCCAACACGUUCGGGACCUCCACCACCACAUCAUAAAAAGAAGAGCAUUCCCACAACGGCGUAUCCUGCAGGUCUGAAUUCACCAGCCCCUGUCAAUGCCCCACGUGGGGGCACAUCAGCCGCUCAAGAGGAAACAGAAUUCAAAGAUCAUAUUGCUCGUAAUCCAGGCCUCGCCACUGCUGGUGUUGGUGCAGGUCCGGCUGGUGUUUAUGCAUUGAAUCAAAAGAAGGAAGCUGAGACAGGGAACCAGUUGGCUGAUCAUUCAUAUUCAACCACCCAAGCCCCAAGAGACGCUGAAGCCUCCAAAGCCCGAAUACCCACUUUUGAGAAGACUGCUUCCACUCAGGAAGGAUUAGGCACAUCUACGAAGGAAACUACGGGUGCGGCACCAGCUGCUACUGCAAUUCCUGCCUCGGAAGAAGCUCCUAAUGCUGAACCCGCUACCGAGCCGCUAGAAAUGAAUGAAAGCCAUAUAGCUCGCAAUGCCGCUCUGGCCAGAGCCGCUGGAGCUGGUGCCGGAGCCUGUGGAGUUCACGAGGACGACAAGCAUCAAGCUGAACAGGAAGAUGCUCGACAAAAACAAUUUGGAAAAGACCAGAAGGCUGCAGAGGAGCAAGCUGCCCAAGAGAAGAAGCAGUACCAGAAAGAGCUAGAGAAGGAAGAGAAAGCGAGGGAGAAGGCUGCUGCCAAAGAAGAAAAGGAGCGUCUCGAGGCUGGAGAAGCUGCUGCCGCCAGCGCCGUUGGAACCGGUGCUACUGCCGGCACGGGCGCCUAUGCUAUGCAUGACAACGAACAGCCGACUGAAGAGAUUCCAACAAGAACUACGGGUUCUCAGGAAUCGGAUCGUCACAGACUGUACAAAGAUCCGCCGGAGGAGAAGAAACCGAAUAUCUUCAAACGGAUCUUCAAGAGACGCAAGAACAAGGAGACCGGCCAAGAAGAAGAAUACAGCACCGAUGAAGAGGACGAAACACACCGGCACUAUCGCACCGCCGAAGCAGCAACUGUUGGGGAUGCAGGAGCCGCCGUGCCGACAGGAACGGCAGCAGCUUACCAUGAAUCUGAAAAGCCACAUACGAGUACCUAUCGGCGGCCUUCAGAAACCGUCAUAUAA